Messenger RNA from Triticum dicoccoides, 1977 nucleotides. RefSeq names its product serine/threonine-protein kinase 19-like. NCBI's taxonomy places the organism in Eukaryota, Viridiplantae, Streptophyta, Magnoliopsida, Poales, Poaceae. Bases 418 to 1245 code for a protein of 275 amino acids. The transcript has 9 exons. The record is from RefSeq and is a predicted model, not a curated record.
AAAAUCCCGAUUGGCGUCUCGUCCUCUUCCCCACGCGACAGAUCCCAGCCCUCGCCGCCGCCGCCGCCGGGUAGGUUGUCGCGCGCUGACGGCCACGCGCGGCGGUGGGUGAGAGCGAGGAGAUACGGGGGGUCCCCGCGUUUGGCCGCCGUCGCAACUCCGGCUGUCUGCAAUUACCCCGGACGGCGGGGAGCCGCCGGCGCGGCAGAAGAGAGAGCCACAGAGGCCCUGCGGCUGCGACCAGGUGUUUUAAAACUUUCAGCUCACAAGUAACCAGUCUUACCGUUUUGCUGCAUGUGGAAGGAAGCUCCAGGUUACUGACGCAAAUUAGAGGAUCUGACUCCUGAUUGGACAGACAUCUCUCCUAUUUGUCUCAUGCCAUCUACUUAAAUUGGACUAGACAAUCAGCAAAGUGAAAUGGCAGAACCAUGGCCAUCGUAUUCAUCGUCAUCUCGUGGGAAAAAGAAGCGACCACGCUCUCCUGAUGGUGAUGCCACAAGUUCACAAGGCAGAACCGAGAACAGCACAAGCCUUGAGGACAACCUUAUAUUCAGUGAUACUUUGAUAGCUCUACAGUUGAUGCGCACACAGUUCCCAAAGCUAGAGAAGGUUGUAACACAGCCUUUCAUUUUACAGUCUCAAUUAUAUAGCAGCGUGAAGGACAGGACACAAGUUGAUAGAGAUUUGGAGUCACUGAAGAAAGACAGAGUACUCCGUGUAUUCAAACUCAAUACUGGGCAGGAUGACCAUGCAAUCAUGUUCAUGGAUGAUUAUCUUAAACAGAUGGAAUCUGCUGUCAGGAGGUCAACGGGUAAAAACAAAGAUGGUAGUGAAGUGUUUGAUUGGUUUGAGAAAUAUGUUCUGCGUUCGAAAUUGGAUGUAAGCAUUGAUCACCUAGAGCUGUGCUCACUGUUAUCACAUGGUGGUGAUGCAAGAGAUAAACAUAUCACCUUAUUGAUGAAUGCUGGUCUCCUGACACGCCAACUAAUAGAUCCAAACAUGUACUGGUUUUCUAUUCCAAGUAUUGGUCCUAUCUUGAAAGGCCUAUCCCAGGGGAGGAAGGAAGUUCUUUCAUUACUGGGCCGUCGGAAGUACAAGGAGAUGCUACUAUCUUCACUGGAGAAGACGAGGUUGAGGUUAUCACCUCUUGACGUGCGGUUCCACCUCCGCGAUCUGAUUGGGUCUGGUCACGUAAAGACGGUUCAAACACCCACCGGCUUACUUGCUCGCGUGUCAACUGAUUGAUCAGACACACCUUUGGAUCAGCUUUUUUUAGCAGUUUCCAGCUUCUUCAGAUAAGAACACCAUUUUCCUACCGAGUCAGCAAAAAGUAGUCAGAGUUUAUUUGAUUGGUUCUUCCUGCAUUCGUACUGCAAAAAAAAAAUAAUAAAAAAAAAUUCUGAGAUGUAUUCUGGUCUUGACCUGAUUAAUGUUGUAUAGUAAUGGCGAUGAAAUACUGGAGUUUUUUACCUACCAAAUGGAUUGUUUCCUGUGAAAUGCAUGGAAACAUACUGUUGAAUGAAAUUGCUCCAAAUGGGUCUUAAGUUGGCAGAGUAGCUGUGACCUUCUUUAAGAGAAGAUAUAGCUUUAUUCAGAAUUGUAAGAAUGUGUCUUUUUGCAGCCCAGGCUCAUGUGAGUACCUGCCACCCCUUGGACGCUGGUUGCAAGAGAAGAAGACACAGAACAGAAGAGAAAGAACAAGAAAACGGCCAUUUUAUUUGGAACAGAAAGAACAAGAACCCAUUUGCUAUUGAUACUGCCCCAUUUUGAGCCUCACUUUCUCCAAUGUUUUCUUCUAGGUUUCUUUGCUAUGAUAUGGUGAUCUUGAAAGGGAGCCGAAAACUUUUAGCUUAAAUCAGUCGAUUACUGUUUCAUUCAUGUUUCAUGAUGCAAACAAUGGACAUGGACAACUCUCUGUUUCUACUCCCCCCAGUCAUGUUGUGAUGGUAAGUAUGCAUAGCAGAACAUGUAUGUAUA